This is a messenger RNA of Drepanopeziza brunnea f. sp. 'multigermtubi' MB_m1, 678 nucleotides long. RefSeq lists its product as uncharacterized. The record is from RefSeq and is a predicted model, not a curated record. Lineage: Eukaryota; Fungi; Ascomycota; Leotiomycetes; Helotiales; Drepanopezizaceae.
AUGGUCCUCAAACGCAAACGCUCCGAAUCCGAAAUCUCCACCUCAUCGUCGCUCCUCUCCUCCCCGUUAUCAUCAUCAAACUUCAUGCCCAUCGACUCCCAACCGCAACUCGCCAUGCCCUCCCUCUUCGCCUCCCGAACCCGGAAACGCUACCGCGACAACCGUCCUGCAGAGUCCGAGGUUCAUCAACACACCCUAUCACUUCUCUUCUCGGCGCAGCAACGGCCGCCCCAAUGCUCUCUGCCCACCUCGUUUCGACCGUCGUCACCCGCGCAGAAACCCGUGUCUGCGGUGCCGUCGAGUCAGCCGAGUCAACAAGCUAGCCUGCACUCGUUCUGGCACGGGCCAAUGGCGGCGUCGUCGACACGGCAUGCUUCGCCAUCGAGUGCUUACUCGGCGUCACCUGUAACGACCCCGGGAGAUUCUCCGGGGGUGGACUCGAUGUUCCCUGCGACGAAUUGCGAGGAUUGUGAUGCUUCGCUGGGAGCGUCGAACGAUGUGGACGCCAUGGAUGUGGAUGUGAUGGAUAUGGAUACAGGGAUGGUGAAAAGCCAUGCCUGUACGGCGUGUGGAAAGUGCGUGUGUCAUGGCUGUUCUGUCAGCAAUCUGGGUGCUGAGCGGAGGUGUCUCAAUUGUGCCGGGAGGAAGACGGGGGCGUUCGGGUUUGUGAAUAGGUAG